Messenger RNA from Contarinia nasturtii (swede midge), 2916 nucleotides. Its product is annotated as monocarboxylate transporter 14-like. The transcript is spliced from 16 exons. The record is from RefSeq and is a predicted model, not a curated record. Bases 1 to 2820 code for a protein of 939 amino acids. Lineage: Eukaryota; Metazoa; Arthropoda; Insecta; Diptera; Cecidomyiidae. Gene Ontology annotation, molecular function: monocarboxylic acid transmembrane transporter activity. Gene Ontology annotation, biological process: monocarboxylic acid transport; transmembrane transport.
AUGGAUGUUGACUGUUCAAAGCAAAGUUCGAGCAAAAAUACCAAAGAUGAUGACAGCGUUAAGAAUAAAAUUCAUAUUUGGGCUAUUUUUAUUGUUUUCGCAGCCUUUUUUUCUAACAUAAUCCUUGACGGAAUCAUAUAUACAAUGGGCAUGAUUGAAGACGAAUUGUUAGUGGAAUUCAAUGAGAGUAAAUCUUUUACAUCGUUGGUGCCAUCGAUUAUGAGUGGCAUGGAGCUGUGUGUAGGACCACUGGCUUCGUUUCUAAUUAAUAAAUAUAGUUGCCGGACUGUAGCUAUUAUUGGCUCAAUAUUAGGUGCUGUCAGUUUUGUCAUUAGUGGAUACAUGCAAAAUAUUUUCUCACUUAUUUUAACUGUUGGUCUAGGUGUUGGCACUGCGCUUGGUUUUAUUUACAUAGCAGUAAUUGUUAGUUUGUUGACAAACUUUGAUAAAUAUCGGUCCGUCGCAACAGGUUUUGCAUUAUCGGGCACUGGCGUCGGUUCUACAACAUUUGCACCACUGGUUGCCUUUCUCAUCGAAAAAUUUGGCUGGCGUGGAUGCCUAAUGACACUUGGUAUAAUUUUAUUGAAUUGUAGUUUAUUGGGAGCCUUUUUUCGACAACCUAAAGCAUCAAGAAAAAAUCAGAAUUUAAAUAAUAUUUCAGAAGAGGAGAUAUCUCAAGCCAAGCAAGACAGCACAAUAAACAAUGAAUUUGAGAACCAAAAGCACCAUAAUUAUUUGGUCGCUGCAUUGGAAAGCAUUAGUAAAUUUAUGAAUUUAAAUCUAUUAAAAAAUCCAGUCUUUAUCCUAUUCAUCGUAUCAGAUUUCUUGACCAGUAUGUGCUUAUAUGUGCCGUACUAUUCAUUGCCUUCUUAUGCCAACACACUGGGCACGAAAGAAGAUGGUCCACGAAUAUUGAUGAUCACUGGCAUUAUGAAUAUAUUGGGUCCGUUCGUCAUAGGAUACAUAUCCAACAAAUCAUCAAAUCGUCUUUGGAUUUACAUUGCUUGUCUCAUUAUUUGUAGUAUAGCAAUUGCAGUCUUCGUCAUUUGUUCCAAUUUCCUUUCGCUUGCCAUUUGUUCAGCGGUCUUUGCAUUUAACAUGGGUGCCUGUGUUUCAUUGCGAUCGGUGAUACUGUCCGAUUUAUUGGGCUUGAAGAAUAUCGAAAAUGCAUUCGGUUUGUUACUUUUGUUUGAAGGGAUUGGAACUUUCAUCGGACCACCUAUUGACGGAUUCCUUCACGACUUGUCGAAUUCAUACACGCCUGGCUUUCUCUUCACGAGUGUAAUAAUCGCAUUUAGUGGUUUCAUUCUAGUGCCCAUGCCUGCAUUAGUGAGCUACGUUAAAAAGAAACAUUUACGACAUGGAAAUUUAAAAGAGGAAAAAACCAAACUAUUGAAAAUGGCUAAUGAUGAGAAAUCCCAACAAAAAUCUGAUGGAAAAAUUGAAAAUGGCAAUACUGUACAAGAACCAUCCAGCCCGAUAGACGGUGGAUGGGGUUACGUUAUUGUUGUUGCAUCUUUUGUUAUUAAUUUCAUAUCCGAUGGAAUCGUGUGCUCAUUUGGCCUGAUUUAUAUUCAGCUAUUGGAAGAGUUCAAUGAGGGCAAAGCUUACACGUCGAUGAUUUUGAGUAUAAUGAGUGGAAUGGCAUUAUGUGCAGGCCCCAUUUCAUCAAUUUUUGUAAAUAAAUAUGGUAUUCGUGCUGUGACCAUUGCUGGGUCAAUAUUGGCUGCGCUUAGUCUCUUUGCAAGUUCCUAUGCAGAAAACGUAUUUACACUUAUUAUAACGAUUGGAUUCUCAUUCGGAUUUUCAUUGGGUUUGGUGUAUUUGCCUGCCAUCGUUUCAGUUACGACGUAUUUCGAAAAAUAUCGUUCGAUUGCUACUGGAAUAGCAGUUGCUGGUAGUGGCUUAGGAACUUUCGUCUUUGCACCACUUGUCGAAUUCUUGGUCCAAGAAUAUUCGUGGCGAAAAACACUUAUGGUCUUGUCUGGCAUUGUACUCAAUUGCGCUUUAUUUGGUGGUCUAUUUCGACCGUUACCACCUUCAACAAACACCAAUUCAAAGUCCGAGCAGUACAGCCCGAAAAAAGACCAAAUUACUGAGCUUGAGUCUCAACAGAAUAGUAAUCAUGAGCAUGGUCAUGUGAAGCUAAAAGAAAUGUGUUGCACACAUCUCACCGUAAAGAUUUAUAAAAGUUGUAUAAGUUUGUUGAGUUUGGAAUUGCUAAAGGAUCCAGUUUUUAUUCUAUUUGCGGUAUCAGAUUUUACCAAUGCAUUGGGCUAUUAUAUUCCAUUUUUUUGCAUCGUUGAUCACGCAACAGAACUUAACAUUUCGAAAGAUCAAGCGAGUUAUUUAUUAUCUAUUAUUGGUAUUGCGAAUACAUUGAGUCGAUUGAUUAUGGGAUAUAUAUCCGACAAAUCGUGGGUUGAUCGCCUUUGGUUAUACAAUAUAAGUCUCGUCAUUUGCGGUUUGGCAACCGUUGCUUCAGUAUUAUGCACAAACUUUUACGAACUUUCGAUUUACGCAGCUGUUUUUGGAUUCAGUAUUGGAGCUUAUGUGGCACUAAGAUCGGUCAUUCUUGUCGAUUUAAUUGGCCUUGAGAAAUUGAAUAAUGCUUUCGGUUUGCUCAUGCUAAUAGAAGGGAUUGCAACAUUUAUUGGUCCACCGCUCGUUGGAUGUCUUUAUGACAUUUUACAUUCGUACACGCCUGGUUUCCUUUUGGCCGGAUUGACAAUCGCACUAAGUGGAUUCAUUCUCUUCUUUAUGCCGUCAUUGCUGCAAAAUAUUUCACAGAAGCGUCAACAUGAUAUGGAAAUGAGCUAAUAAUAGACAUAAUUUCAUCAUAUUGUUUCUAAUUUUAGUAUUUUAUAAUUGAUUCUUUAACUUGUGAUGCAUAUACGCAUACGCGAUAUAAAUAAA